UCAAUUCGAUCAUCAAUAGGUUGGCAGCAUCAAUGUAUCCUUUCGUGUUCUGUCUCCAAUUCUCCGUACUCAACCUAGGCCUCUUCCUUUCCCGUGUCAUCAAUUAAGCCUGCACCUGCAGGGUUAUAUAUAGGAUACAAUGAUCUUUGAGUUUCCCCUGGGUUUUAUGCAGAGGAUCAGGAGUUCAGAACUCCGCCGAGAGAAGCCGAAUAGCAACUCCAAGGAAAAAUGGUAUUCUUUGAUACGGCCGAUCUUUUCCUUGGUUUGUUUCCGACUGUACCUGCUUACGCGAGCUAUGUUGAAAUGUUUGAUCCUACUUUGGAACUCUGGUACUUUCUCUGAAAUGUUUGGUAGAUUUUCUUGAAACUCUGACAGCCUCCCUAUAAACAGAUGUUGAGCUGAUAAUCUUUCGUUGACGUCAUUAGGACCCAGAGAAGCAGAUCAAGUUCAUGACCUACAACGUUUGGUCCCGUGAUGACAUUGUGGUCUAUAGAAGAAUGGAGGAUAUCAGCGGCUGCGUGAAGAAACAUCAGCCAGAUGUGAUUUUCUUCCAGGUAACUAAAGCCCAUGAUAAGUCAUGUGCACUGUUGAUUCAACUCCACAUUUCCAUCCUUAUCCGUUAUAUAACUUGUUCGACGUUCAGGAAUUCACUCCAUACAUUCUAAGGAUCUGUCAGAGUUUCUCAUGGUGGAAAGAGUACCACUGUUCACCGAUCUCCCUGGAAGAACGGAAAGACAAAAGCUUCUGCAUAAUGGUAGUCUUACUGUCACUAUUUCGUAUCAUUCCCUUUUGACAUCUUCAUCGCGGUUGUCACAGCUGAGCAAGGUUCCUAUGGAGAAUCACGCGCGCUGGAAGUUCACCACCACGGCAACAGGCAAAAGCUAUCUAGAGGCCGACAUUAUCCCAGGCCUCGAGCUGGGGUCGAUGACGGCGAUGAAGCCAAUCCGCAUCGCCACGACCCAGCUCGAGCCCCCCUGCCCACCGGAAUCGGUGCGCUGCAUGGAGCGCUACACUCAAGCAGAGCACGCCGUGGCGGCGCUGAGCAGCGGGGAGAACGUCGUGUUCGGCGGCGACAUGAGCUGGGACGACAAGAUGGACCUGCCGUUCCCUCUCCCCGCAGGCUGGGUGGACGCCUGGAAAGAACUGAGGCGUGUGGGCCAUGAAUAUAGUUGGACUUACGACAGUUUCUGGGCAGAAAAGAUCGGGGAGUUCAAUGGCUAUACAGCUCCUGCCUCAGAAAUGAAGAAGCGGUCAGACCGGUUUGUGUGCAAGCUACAUGAUUACACACUGAAACAUACCGAGGUGAUCGAGGAUCAGGGUCUUGGGAUUUCUUAUACGAAGAAGUACAAGACCUACAACCUCGAAAAGGUGGAGCUAAUGCGGAGUUGUCACCGCGGGUUGGUUCUGACCAUCGUCCCGAACGAGCCAGAUAUUAGUACCCCUUUUGAUUGAAGGGGUAAUUCUAAUCUCCACAUUUAAUCCGCAUCAAACUUUUCUAGGGGGUGUACCCAAGCAAAGUUCUCAACAUAUUCGUUGACUCUUGUUUGUUCCAUGACGCUUAAGUAUCACUAAGAAAUGGACGCGUCUAGCGAGCGUGCAUAUGCUCGGUAGCGAUCCCGGGCGGCCGGCCAACAAAGGAAACCCCUGGCCCCCACGUCCCGAAAAGGAAACCGCCAGCCCGCGCCCGCUGCAUGCCAUCCCACCAACCAGGCGAUCCCCCAGCCGCUGCAUGCCGUCCCACCAACCAGGCGCCCACCAACGCAGGCAGGAGCCGUGGGAGAUCACGUGAAUCUUCCCCCAAGUCUCGCACCACCUCCAACCCCCGGAUCCUUUUUCGCAUACAUCCAUCGCAACUGCCCAGGCACAUCUUCUUCCCCAUGAAAACUCUCUCUACAGGAAGAACCCUCAUAUCGCCAUGACAGCUAAAACAAGCUGAGAUCCAGGCCAAAAACCCCAGAAAUCACGCCAGAAACCUAUGAGUUCCUCCUCACCAGAUCCUUCCUCGUUCACU
Molecule: messenger RNA, 2011 nt
Organism: Triticum urartu
Lineage: Eukaryota; Viridiplantae; Streptophyta; Magnoliopsida; Poales; Poaceae
Source: RefSeq, a predicted model, not a curated record